CCCAAGAAGGGCUGUAGCGCGCGAGAACUUCAAGCGACUCAUCGGCUUGUUCACCGCCUGUCCGCAUCACUGACUCACGGCCCUCAGCCCUUCAUUGAAGUCACUGCCUUGCGCCCUUGCCGCAUCAGUCCUCGGACUGGCCCUGAGUAGUUAGCUAAACUUCCGGUAUCAAUCCCUGAGCUCCAAGCAAGCGGCCAGAUCACAGCCCACCCUCGCCCACACUCAGCCUCUGUCCACCAAUCCGCCACACUCUCCCUGUCUCCCACAGACCGAGCUGCUGACAGCGUUUCCCAUUCCGGCCACUCGCCUGCAGCCUCAGCCUCAGCCAGUCGGCUUCCAGCAGCAGUUGCACCUAUAUGGUAAUAAAUUAGCAGAAACUUGUACUCCCGUAGGCAUGGCGAAUAGUAAGUACGAGUAUGUGAAGUCAUUUGAAAUUGAAGAUGAAGUCAUGGUACCCAAUAUCAUAGUCGUUUACAUAGAUGGGCGUGACUUUGGAAGGUUUUCUGAAGCUCACAGGUUUGACACUUCCAAUGAUCGAAAAGCGUUGCAGUUGAUGAAUGCAUGUGGUACUGCAGUCCUAGAGGAGUUCCCAGACAUUGCAUUUGCAUAUGGAUUCGGCAAUGAGUUUAGUUUUGUAUUCAAGAAAGAAACCAAAUUUUAUCAGAGGCGAGCUAGGUUCGUAUUAUCCGAGACUGAGAGUCUGAUUGUUCUAUAUCUGCAUAAUCUUAUAACUUUAGAGCAAAAUAUACUCGCUUAUGGUGUCCUUUUUCACAUCCGUAUUUGUCACCAAAUGGAAGUGCACCUUUCCCCAACUGGAAUUGAGGAUUCCACCAUCAUUUCAUUCACGUGUCAUUUGUUGUGGAUCGAUUGUGGUUCUUCAAGCUUAUCUAAUGUGGAGACAAAAUGAGUCUCACAUAAGAAAUCAGUAUGCUACCUGCUUCUGGGAACUUGUAAAGCGUGGAAAGUGUGUAGCUGAGGCCAAGUCAAUGUUAAAGGGGACCCAUAAGCAAGAGAAAAAUGACCUUCUUUUUCUAAAGUUCGGUAUCAACUACAAAAAAGAUGUUCCUGAGAUAUUUCGUCAAGGAUCAUGCAUUCUCCGAAAAGAGGUUCAAGAUAUUGUGAAGUACCUGGAAAAUUUAACUCCUGUUAGACGGAAGAGGAAGAAAGUAGUUAUUGUGCAUUCAGAAAAUAUAGCUACUGGGAACUUCUGGAAUAAUCAGGAAUCUCUAAAUAAAGAUGUUGGGGUUUUCGGAGAAGGCAUUGAUAAUUUAAAGUCCGAGUAUAUCAAGUCUUUCCAAUAUGAAAGUAAGCUGAUGCCAUCUACUUGGAUUGUCAUCCGGAUUGAUGGUUGCCACUUCCAUAGGUUUUGUGAUGCUCAUAGUUUUGAGAAACCAAAUGAUGAGCAAGCCCUGAACCUUAUGAACUCUUGUGCAGUUGCUGUGGUGGAGGAGUUCAGAGACAUUGUCUUUGCAUAUGGGGUGAGCGAUGAGUACAGUUUUGUUCUGAAUAAAGACUCUUCACUCUACCAAAGGCGUGCUAGUGAAAUAGUCUCUGCUGUUGUCUCUCUCUUCUCAUCCGUAUAUUUGAUGAAAUGGAAGGAGUUUUUCCCCCAAAAAGACUUGAAGUAUCCACCAUACUUUGACGGACGUUCUGUAUGCUAUCCAUCCUCUAAGAUUCUUCGAGAUUAUUUAGCUUGGAGACAAGUUGAUUGUCAUAUCAACAAUCAGUACAACACUUGUUUUUGGAUGCUUGUCAAAUCUGGUAAAACCAAAACUGAGGCCCAAAAUGUCCUUAAGGGUACUCAAACUCCAGAAAAAAUUGAACUGCUUUCCCAAUUUGGGAUUGAUUACCACAGUUUACCAUCUAUUUUCCGCUUUGGAUCCUCCGUGUUCUGGAAUAAGAAGGAAAGCCCACACAGUGCAAUGGCGAAUUGUCACAAGAAAGUUACGGUUGAACAUUCCAACAUUAUUGACACAAACUUUUGGAAGGCACAUCCUACAAUACUUGAAGAAAUCUCUCAUUGCUGUCAAGCCCCAGGCACCUGAACUGGUUUUAGCUAAUGACAAUUGUAUGCACUGAGUCACUAUGUUGCAUCUUGCUUAGUUCUUCCACAACUUGUACUCAACUAUUUUUGUUUCUAUGGCUUAGGGCAUACUCAUUGUUGAGAUAUUUGGAGAUCAAUUUGAUGAUAUGGAAGAUCUUUAUUGAGAUCUAUCAUUGAGAAGAUAGAGAUUAUUAUGUGAGAUUAUUUAGGUAGAAAAUCUAGUAUCAAAUUUUAAAACUAGAUUAAUUUGAGACCAUUUCCAACUUUUCAUUUUCCAAGGCUUUGAAAUUUAUGAUGUACUUCCUGUCCCGGAAUUAUCUUCGUACUUUCCUUUUCGG
Cuscuta europaea is the source of this 2382-nucleotide messenger RNA. The record is from the annotation of a GenBank genome assembly. NCBI's taxonomy places the organism in Eukaryota, Viridiplantae, Streptophyta, Magnoliopsida, Solanales, Convolvulaceae.